Messenger RNA from Miscanthus lutarioriparius, 732 nucleotides. The record is from the annotation of a GenBank genome assembly. Lineage: Eukaryota; Viridiplantae; Streptophyta; Magnoliopsida; Poales; Poaceae.
AUGCCACUCGUCGGCUGUCCCCGCCGCGGUCCGCCGCUUUCACUCGCCUGCCGCCGCCGCCGCGACUUGUAUCGGGCCCGAGCCGUCGCGCCCAAAUGCGAGGCCUCCUCCUCUCCUCCGCUCCUGACCCGGAGAGUGUCCGCUGCCUCGCUGCUUCUCGCUGUCAUCCCCAUCCCCGCGUCGUCGCCGCAACUCCCCGUCGCCUCCGCGUUGGAGGCGGAGGCGGCGGAAGGAGAACGCGGAGCUUCCGAGGGGCUAGAAUUGGAGAGGUACACCGACCAGGAGCAGGGCUUCACCCUCCUCAAGCCGACCUCCUGGCCCAAGGUGGAGAAGGCAGGCGCGACGGCGCUGUUUCAGCAGGAGGGAAAAGGGAGUAACAACAUCGGGGUUGUCGUCAACCCCGUUCGGCUCAAUUCGCUGACGGAGUUCGGGACGCCGCAGUUCGUCGCGGACAGACUUCUGCAAGCAGAGAAGAAAAAGGAAAGUACCAAGUCUGCCGAGGUGAUCUCAGUGGGAGAGAGAUCAGGUCAUGGUGGCCUGACAGUGUAUGAAAUCGAGUACACACUGGAUAGCACUAGGGGAGGGAUGAAACGGAUCUUCUCGGGUGCAUUUGUUGCUUCAAGGAAGCUAUAUCUGCUGAACAUAGCCUAUUUAGACACCCAGGAGAAGCCCUUGGACAGCGAGACAAGAAUUGUUCUGGAAAAAGUUCUACAUUCUUUUGAUUCUGUAUAG